CAUGCAUCCGCUGUGAGGACGUGUUUGGCAUCUUGGGAGAAAAUUUUACUUUUCCAGUAAAGAUAAAGAAUAAAGUGGAAAUUAUUUGGACGAAAAACAAGGAUAAAGUGGCUGAAUGGGAAGGGCAAGCCAAACCGACAUACUUUACUUCUCUCCAGAACAGAGGCUUGCUUAACAAGGAGAAUGGGUGCUUGGCUAUAUUUAACUUGGAAAACAGUGAUGCUGGCACAUAUGUGUUAGACUACUUGGAUUCUGCGAAAAAUAGAUAUGUCUUAACCUUCAUACUUGUUGUGUUAGAUCCUCCUUCAGAACCUGAAUUAAGUUGCAACAUCAGUGGUGAUAACCUUGUGUUAAAAUGUAGAGCAGAUUUCCAGAAGCCUCUGAAUUACACUUGGAACUUCAGUAGCACACCAGUCACUCAUCAGACCCAGGAAGUUGUCAUCCCUCAGCAGCAUGUUGAUGCUUCUGAGACAGCUUCAUGUUCCAUUAAAUUCUCUCAAACGGAAAAGACCUCUGAAAUCUCUUUGACUCAAUGCUUUCCAGAUAAAAAAGGAGACAGCUAUCACAAAAGGAGCAGAGGUUGUCUUAUUGCAGCUUUUGUUAUCUCAAUUCUAGCUGUAGGAAUAGUAGGAUUCCUAUGCAAAAGAGACAAAGAAUUGAAGAAGGAGGACAAUGCCCUGAAAGACAAGCAGACAGUUAACAACGGUGUAAAUCAGGAAGAAUUCUCUGCCAUGCAGAACAGCACCCUGACAUCAAAGUGUGCGGUUGACCAUAGUGUAACUGAGGGAGACAUCUUUAAGGAGAACAGCAGCUUGCUGGCCAAGCAUGCAGAUGACCAUGGCAUAAAUGAAGGAGGGUCUAGAAGGGAUCAUGAGGACAGUUCAGAGUUGGGUAUGGAGGAGAGAGGGGAGUUGUUGUAUGAUGACCCCAUGGUGAUGGGGGAUGUUGAAGUGACCCAGGAUGCAGAAUGUGGAAAUGAGGAGCACCAAAGCAACUCUCCCAGCUGCAGUAAAGAAGGUAUGUGA
This is a messenger RNA of Phaethon lepturus (White-tailed tropicbird), 1025 nucleotides long. RefSeq names its product CD58 molecule (gene CD58). The annotation marks the transcript as partial. The transcript is spliced from 8 exons. The record is from RefSeq and is a predicted model, not a curated record. NCBI's taxonomy places the organism in Eukaryota, Metazoa, Chordata, Aves, Phaethontiformes, Phaethontidae.